Molecule: messenger RNA, 399 nt
Organism: Pyricularia oryzae 70-15
Lineage: Eukaryota; Fungi; Ascomycota; Sordariomycetes; Magnaporthales; Pyriculariaceae
Exons: 1
Coding region: 1-399 (132 amino acids)
Source: RefSeq, a predicted model, not a curated record
AUGCAUUACCACAGCCUGUUUACCGUCAUCGCCGCCACAGUGGCCCUCUCCCCAACAGUUUACGCGGGACCCCCAAAGAAACCGCCCCCAGAGGUCCCCAUGAAGCUUAUAGAGGUCCGCCCGAUUACCGACUUUAGGCUGAAUGCUUUUAACAAACGCGUCCCGGGUUGCGAGUUUGGGAUCUUCUACAAGUUGCUUUUUGAUGGUGAUACUUUAAUUGGGACACAAGUCGAAAGGGUUGGGAGAUCGAAAUAUUCAUGGAAGUUUGUGCCCUACGAGUUCGCUGGAUGCAAAUGGGACAAGGAGUGCAAUCCGAUUGAUAAGAACCGCUGCCAGUUUCAUGCCGACAGUAAGGAUGAUGAUGGUACAAUAAUCAAGUACUAUAAGGUUGUUGCAUGA